AUGGCCAGAGACGUCAGCCCUCUGAGCCUCGGGCGGAGGUCUGCGAGGCUCCAGCAGUGGGACGGAGCCUCUCUGGGGUUGAUCCUCCCCUUCUUCCCCCUACGCUCUCUAGUUCUCUACUACUUCCUGUCGUGUGCAGCGUCCGCAACGGGAAGUUUGCCGGGCAUUGAAUACGACUACGGCAUUAGCCCCAAAUUCGUCUGCACCCCAAUCCCCCCGGAAGCCGACCCCAGCUGCUACUCCCCGCCCAGCGUGCCCCACGGGCCGAGCAGCAACGGCCACGCCAACGGCCACAACGGCAGCAGCCGGCGGGGCGUGAUGUCCGACGAGGCCAAGGCCACCAUCUUGCACCUGCGCGAGAGCCUGGUGAGGCAAAAGGAGACCAUCCUGGACCAGCGGGAGACCAUCAGGGAGCUGACCGCCAAACUCACCUUGUGCGAGGGCUUCGGCGGCGGCCACCACGGCACCGAUCACCACGACGACCGCCGCGAGAACCACCACGACACCCGCGACGAAAAUCAUCACGACGGCCACCCGGACGACCACCGCGGGCAUCACGGCGGCGGCGGCGGCCACCACGGGCCUUCGUCGUAUCACGGCAGCGACCACCACUACUCGCACGGCGGCCACAGGCCGGACCCCCACCCGAGGAAGGGCUCGUCUUAUGGGAAACACAGCUCCUUCUCCCCCGAGCAGACCGGCAAGACCCUGCAGACACUGAAGGAAAGGCUGGAGAACCUGCAGGCCAGGAACUCGUCCAGCUCGUACUCCAGCAGCCUGAGAGAGCUCCUCCAGCGGAAGAUCACGGCCCUGGAGGAGCAGCUGCACAGCUACUACCAGGACCACCGUGACGAUCACCCCGACGACCACCACGACGACCACCCCGACGACCACCACGACGACCACCACGGCAGCGGCCGCCCCGGCGACGACCACCAGGACAGCGGCCACCCUGACGGCCGCCCCGACAACCACCGCGACGACCACCGCGGCACCGGUCACCGUGACGACCAUCGCGAAGACCACCGCGGUACCGGUCGCCGUGACGACCAUCACGAUGAUCACCGCGGCACCGGUCGCCGUGACGACCAUCACGAUGAUCACCGCGGCACCGGUCGUCGUGACGACCACCACGAUGACCACCGCGGCUCCGGUCACCGUGACGACCACCACGACAGCGGUCACCACGGCAGCCCCAGGAACAACCAUCGCACCGGUCACCACAGUCGUUAUCAAGACCACCACUACGACUGGCACCACGGCGGCCGGCAGCGUGGUUACUAUGGCAGCCAUCACAGCCCGCACCAUGACGACCAUCACGAUGAUCACCACGGUUACCACGACUAUCGCCACGGACCUGGACACCGCGACGACCAUCACGAUGACCAUCACGACGAUCACCGUGGCGACGAUCACCAUGACGACGACCGCCACGGCGGCCGCCACGGUAACGAUCAUAACCCACGCCGGCUGCCUUUCGACAACAAAGAGACAAGUCUGCGCGGCGCUGGUCACGACAAGCUGGAAACGGUGCUCAGCCAACUGCACCUCUCACCAGGAAACCACAAGAAGCUGAAGACCCCCAGCGCCUUCCUGCUCGACUUCCCCAUGAAGACCAACUACAUGUACGCCAGGAUGAAGCGGUCGCCGGUCAACGAGAUCUUCGCCCUGACCAUCUGCCUGAGACUGAAGGCCGGAGCCGGUCCCGGCCUCGGCACCCCCUUCUCCUACGCCGUACCCGGACAAGCCAAUGAGCUGGUGCUCAUCGAAUGGGGCAGCAACCCCAUGGAGCUGCUAAUCAGCGACAAGGCGGUGGCAUUGCCGAUGGCCGUGAGCGAUGGGAAGUGGCAUCACGUGUGCGUGACGUGGACGACGCGCGACGGCGUCUGGGAGGCCUACCAGGACGGCGUGAAGAAGGGCUCGGGGCAAAACCUGUCGGCGUGGCGCCCCAUCGAACCAGGAGGCACCUUCGUCCUGGGCCAGGAGCAGGACACGAUGGGAGGCCGCUUCGACGUCACCCAGUCCUUCACGGGAGAGUUGUCUGAUUUCCAGUUCUGGUCCAGAGUCCUGACCACCAACGAGAUCUACAGCCAGGCCACCUGCGGCGGGGGCCGCCUCAUCGGUGACGUCAUGUCCUGGUCCGAGGAGUCGGUGGAGCUCCACGGGGGGCUCACGGAGGUCCCCUUUGAACCCUGCCACUGA
Molecule: messenger RNA, 2202 nt
Organism: Cyclopterus lumpus (lumpfish)
Lineage: Eukaryota; Metazoa; Chordata; Actinopteri; Perciformes; Cyclopteridae
Product: neuronal pentraxin-1-like
Exons: 5
Coding region: 1-2202 (733 amino acids)
Source: RefSeq, a predicted model, not a curated record